GUCAAAGCCCAGUCCCCAGCCGAAGCAUAUCCCCCCGGAAAAACGUCUCAUAGCACACACGAAAACUAAUAGCAAUACACACAAUGGCCCAGUCUAAAACGAAUCAAGAGGUCCUACAGUUUCUGCAAGACCUCGACAACAUCGUCCCCACAGAUGACCCCGCCCUCCCCACCGCCGGGGACCUAGCCACAACCACCGGAACCGCCGCCACGACCGACACACACUCAUCCCAAGAUGUGCUCAGCUUCCUCAACGAAUUGGAUGCCCCUGUGGAGCCCGCUCCGUUGCCGAAGGUGGUGAAGGAGGGGACGGGUUCGCCCGCGGUGAUGACGACUGUUCCGGGGGUGGGCGGGGUCACUGUGCCUGGAAGGGUGCAGACGCCGACUACCGCUGCUAGCGUUGGAAGUGGGAGUAUCGGGCGGAGUGCGGGUGGGAGUCGAAAUGCGACGCCGGGGUUGGAAGGGAAGGGGCAGGGACAGGGAUUUGGCUCUGCUCAAGGAGGGAAUGAGAGACCGGCACAGAGUGAGACCUCACCGCAGAGUGAUAGCUGGGGCGCCCUCGCAGGCGGCUGGUCAAGCAUCUGGAGUCAGGCCGCUAAAGUCGGUGCAACAGCGACUACAUCAUUAACGAAAGGCCUGGAAUCAGCCAAAGCGAUUGCAGAGGAAACCGCGAAGAGCGUCGCUGCGAACGAGAACGUAAAGGGGAUCAUCAACAGGGAGCAGAUGGCUAAGCUGGGCACAAACCUAUCCCACCUCACCCACACCCUGGUCGACACCAUCGCCCCGCCCAUCCCCGACUCUGAAUCCACCGCCUCCUCGCCACUCGCACCUGUUGUAUCCCUCUACUUCUCCGCCCCCGCCGACCCGGACGUUGGCGAUCUCCGCGAUUUCAUCCUAGCGACGCUACGGGAGAUGUGGAUUGGACGCGUGUGUGAUCGCGUGGCGCUGGAGGGAGUCGAGGGAGGGAGAGUGUGUACAGGAUUGGGGGAGGCUGUGGGGCAGGUCAAGGAAACAAUGGCCCACCUCCACCAGCUCUCCGCCACCUCCGCCACCCCACCCAGCCCCCACCACGCCCACGUCUUCCUUGCCAUCCAGCCUUUCGCACCGGCCCUGCCCACGAAACAGAUCCAAUACUACGUCACCAUGUCCUCGCCGCAAGCCAUCGGCGCCGAAUCGUCACCAUCAUCAUCCCCAUCACCAUCAACAACGGAAGCAUCGGCGAUAUCGCAGAGUGUAGCAGAUGAAGCCACUGGGAGCACUGAUGGGGGUGGUUUAACGCGCAAAUGGGGCCGCCAUCAGAAACGGAGGAUUGUGGAGACGGUUGUGGCGGAUGUCUGUGAGGAGUUUGGGGUUAGGUGUGUUGAUGCACAGGAUGCUGCUCCGACGGUUGGGAAGACGGAUGGGGGCGCGGUGACGCCGGGGGAUGGGGUAGGAGAUGGGAGUGGGGAGAAGGUGGUCUGAACGUGAAUACGAAGAGCGCUGAGAGGCCCGGGGGAUUGGCGAGAGGCUUCGUUAGCCAACAUCAAUAUCAAGUGUACACAUAAUCUUGCCAAAUUUUCCAGAACGAAAAGUGUGCAAUUGCUUCAU
This is a messenger RNA of Fimicolochytrium jonesii, 1586 nucleotides long. RefSeq lists its product as uncharacterized. The transcript is spliced from 5 exons. Bases 84 to 1460 code for a protein of 458 amino acids. The record is from RefSeq and is a predicted model, not a curated record. NCBI's taxonomy places the organism in Eukaryota, Fungi, Chytridiomycota, Chytridiomycetes, Spizellomycetales, Powellomycetaceae.